Messenger RNA from Sphenostylis stenocarpa, 957 nucleotides. The record is from the annotation of a GenBank genome assembly. Lineage: Eukaryota; Viridiplantae; Streptophyta; Magnoliopsida; Fabales; Fabaceae.
AUGGAGAGCGAAACUCAAAGUGCAGGCAAAGAUGAGGUCUUUUCGGUUGAACUUUCAGCUCCUUCUGCUUGGAAGAAACUGUUCUUUCCUAAGAAAGUAGGAACUCCAAGGAAAAGUGAGAUUGUGUUCAUAGCCCCUACUGGGGAAGAAAUCACUUCCAAAAAGCAAUUGGAGCAGUACCUAAAGGCACAUCCUGGGAAUCCUCCAAUCUCGGAGUUUGACUGGGGAACUGGUGAGACCCCUAGGCGAUCAGCAAGGAUUAGUGAGAAGGUCAAAUUGACUUCACCGGCGGAGACUGAGCCUCCAAGGAAACGAUCCCGGAAAUCAUCAGGUUCAUCAAAGAGGGAUAACAAAGAAAACGAACCCGCAGAUGAAGAAUCCAAGCCAGAUCCAGAUGGAACUGAUAACAACAACAAAACAAAGGCUGAUACAGAGGAGAUUAAUAACAGUACUGUUGAAGUGCAGAAUGCAACAGCUGAAAAGCCUGAGGGAGGAGAAGAAGCAUUGUUAGUAGAAUCACGGGAGAAAUUUGCUGGGGAAGCUUUGAAUGCAGAAGUCACUGAAAAACCCCAACAGGAGGAGAUCACUGAAAAGCCCCAAGAGGAGGAGGUCACUGAAAAGCCCCAGGAGCAGGAGGUUGCUGAAAAAUCCCAGGAGCAGGAGGGUGCUGCAAAGCCCCAGGAGCAGGAGGUUGCUGAGAACCCCCAAGAGGAGGAGGCACCAAUUGCAUCAGGAAAAGAAAAUGGCACAGUUGAUGACAGUAAGCAGGACAUAGCAGAUACUGUGAUUCCUGAGACAAAUGGAGGAGCUGAGAAAGUGAACCUGAACCCAGAUGUUGAAGAGAAUAACAAUGCAAAAGAAAUCCCAUUAAGUGAUGGAAAAGACAACAUUCAAGCUGAGGAGCAAGUAAAUAAAAUGGUGGACAAUGGACAAGUUAUUUGGAGCUGUGCUCAGUGA